AAUGGACUGUCCAGAGAAGGCGGCGUCCAUUAACACAAUAAUGAGAUGGAAUGUUGAUUUCUCCGAUACUGUGAACAUCAUGAUAUUACCCAUCUACCAGGUACAUGUAAAGAUUCAUUGAAGCGUGACCCUCACGUCUACGACAUAGGAACAUCAACAUGGACGUCCUACAUGUGCUGUGUGUGUGUUCUCUCCUAUCUAUCUGUACAGUUACAUCGACAAAUUGGGAGCAAAUGGCACGAGACAUGCUGACGGAGGAGUUAAAGGUCAAACCUAAUUUCAACUUGGCCAAAAACAUCAUUGUUUUUAUCGGUGAUGGUAUGAGCAUGCCAACUAUCACUGCAGCAAGGAUCCUGAAGGGUCAGCGAAACAAUCAGUCCGGCGAGGAGACUGUCCUGAAGUGGGAGGAGUUUCCAAAUAUGGCCCUGUCAAAGACAUACGGAAGUAACAAACAGAUCCCGGACUCUGCAGCUACUGCCACAGCCAUCUUGUGCGGUGUGAAGGCUAACUGGUACACGUUUGGGGUGAGGGACACAGUGAUAAAGAACAACUGUAGCAGCCAGAAGGGCCAGGCUGUCGAAUCUAUCCUUGAUCACUUUCAGGCUGACAACAGAGCUACGGGUGUUAUAUCUACUGCACGACUUACCCACGCUACGCCUGCCUCCUCCUACGCUCACACAGCCAACAGGGGUUGGGAGGGGGACGUCAGUAUGAAGGGUAUAGAAGGUGACUGUAAAGAUAUAGCCUACCAGUUCGUCCACGAGAACUCCAACAUCCGGGUUGCCAUGGGAGGAGGUAGAAGAUUUUUCCUUCCGAAUGAUACAAAUGACCCGGAAACCAACUCUAUCGACCCCAAACAAAGACAAGAUCAACGCAACCUGAUAGAGGAUUGGAAGAGGAUCCAAUCAGCCGAAGGACGGCGCCAUUCCUAUGUAUGGAACAAGCAACAGUUCGACGCCAUAGACCCCGCUACAACAGACUAUCUCCUGGGGUUGUUCGAGUCAAGCCACAUGCAGUACAACUAUCAGAGAGAUUCGAGUCCUAACGGUGAACCCUCUCUAGCAGAGAUGGUGUCGAAAGCCAUCGGGAUUCUGAGCCGCCAUAACCGCGGAUUCUUUCUUUUGGUCGAAGGUGCCCGAAUCGACCAUGCGCACCAUGACGGCCUCGCCAAUAUCGCACUCGACGAGACUAUUGAACUGGAGUCCGCCGUCCGUGAAGCCGUCCGCCUGACGGACGAGGCCGACACACUGAUCAUUACAACAGCAGACCACUCGCACGUUUUUACUAUGGGUGGAUACCCAAAACGAGGCAACGAUAUAUUGGGUUAUUCAGACCCUGUAGCUGACGAGGUGCCUCUGGACGGGAUUCCAUACGCCACUCUAGCAUACAGUAACGGGCCCGGAUAUAGAUGGGGCAACCGCAGUGAGUUCAACAACUCUCAGGCAGACACACGUGAUAUGCGAUUUAUGGCGGAAGCUGCUGUUCCGUUUGAGUACGAAACUCACGGUGGGGAUGACGUACCGAUCUACUCUCGUGGACCGAUGUCACACUUACUGAAUGGUGUCAAGGAGGAACAUUACAUCGCCCACUUCAUGCAGUAUGCUGCAUGUGUUGGUUUCUACAAGAACAACUGUGAUCGGGUCAUCACGGAUCAUUGCACAAGUACCGGAAGUGACGUCAAACCGUCAUCGUUGACUUUCCUUACCGCCAUAUCUAUGGCCAUUUUGGCAAUAAACUUGUACGUUGCAUUAAAUAAGAAUAUAUGACAUUUUACCACGACAAUGCCACUAUAAUAUAAAUACAUUAUUAUAUGCUGUCUUGUAA
Molecule: messenger RNA, 1824 nt
Organism: Pecten maximus
Lineage: Eukaryota; Metazoa; Mollusca; Bivalvia; Pectinida; Pectinidae
Product: alkaline phosphatase-like
Exons: 10
Coding region: 159-1766 (535 amino acids)
Biological process (GO): dephosphorylation
Molecular function (GO): alkaline phosphatase activity
Source: RefSeq, a predicted model, not a curated record